GCCGCCGCCGCCCGCGAGGCCCCCGCCGGAGCCAGAGACGCGAGGCAGCCGGAGAGGGAGCGAGGCCGCCGGCGCCCCCCCGCCGCUUUGUUCCCUUUUCUGCAGCUUCUGCUUUGCGCCCUCGCUUUGCGCGCGCCUUUCACUUUCCCCGCCGCGCUUGCUCUCGCCACGCACUGCCAGGACGCGCCUCCCCGCGCCGACUCUUUCCAGCCCGCGUUGCCUCCCUCUCUGCAACCCCCUUGCCAGCCCCCUGUCCCCGCUCCCUCCCAGCCUGCUUUCUUUCCCAACAGCCUUUCGAAAAACGUCCCGUUCCGUCCACCUCUCCAACAUCCUUCGACGCCUCCCUCGGCCCCGCUUUGCGCCCCUGGUUCCCUCCUGCUCCUCCAACACCCUCGCGCGCUCCCGCUCUCCUGCCCCGCUUCCUCCGACGAGCCUGAGUUCCCAUCCCCUCGCCGAACUUCGCCCCCCUCCCCCGGCCUGCGCCAUGCCGCUCGGCGCUGCGCCCCAGACGGAGGUCUUCCCCUGGGAGCGGGUCGUCGUCCUGGCCUCCUGCGCCCUCUCCUUCCUGGGCUGCUGCCUCCUGGUGGGCACACACGCCCUGUGGCCCGAGCUCCGCACCCGGCCACGCCAGCUGCUGCUCUGCCUCUCCCUGGCCGACCUCCUCUCGGCCGCCUCCUACUUCUACGGGGUGCUGAUGGAUUUUGGGGCGUCGUCCUGGGACUGCGUGGCGCAGGGCGCCGUCUCCACCUUCUCCAACACCAGCUCCUUCUUCUGGACCAUGGCGAUCGCGCUCUUCCUGUACAUCACCAUCGUCCGCGGCUUGCCCACCGGCACGGGGCUCCUCAGUCUCUUCCAUGUGGUGAGCUGGGGGAUUCCGCUCAGCAUCACGGCAGCUGCCGUUGCCCUAAAGAAAAUAGGCUACGAUGCCUCGGACAUCUCUGUCGGCUGGUGCUGGGUCAACAUUGACGCUGAGGACCGGGUGCUUUGGAUGCUGCUCACGGGGAAGUUGUGGGAGAUCCUGGCCUACCUGACCUUGCCUGUCUUCUACAUCCUCAUAAGGAAGCACAUCAGCCGAGCGCAUGCCGCACUCUCGGAGUACCGUCCCCUCUUGCUGAGGGGCCCAGCUUUGCAGCCGAGAACGUCUGUUGCGGAUAAGAAGUUGAUUCUGAUCCCGGUAAUAUUCAUCUGUCUCCGCAUCUGGAGCACCGUCCGGUUCGUGCUGACGCUCUGUGGCUCCCCAGCCGUUCAGAACCCGCUGCUGGUGGUCCUACACGGCAUCGGGAACACGUUCCAAGGAGGCGCCAAUUGCAUCUUGUUCGUUCUGUGCACGCGGGUGGUCCGGGAGAAGCUGCUCUCCUCCGUGUGUUGCUGGCACCGCAGCCACCCUGACCGUUCCCCGCCGAGCCCGGAGUCACACUCCCAAGCUCGGGAGCCGUCAUCCCUCAAGGACUGGGAAGUGCGUGAGAGCGUGAGAGCCGAGUUUUCAAGCACCUGACAUCCGAAGAGCCCGCUUUUCAGAGAAGGACCUGGCCUUACCCAGUAAGGAUUUCAGCGUCAGGGAACAGAAACAUAACGAAGCAGCUGCAGAGGGAACUUCUGCCUUGAGGAAGGCAGGCAGCAAGUGUUCAUUUGGAUCCGUCGUGGGCAAAGGAUAAUAGUGCCCCUGUGACAGAGCUCUUGGGAAUGCCGUCCCUUUUCCAGCUUUCUCAUUUCGCAGGGUUUUGGGAAGAUGCUGAAACUGACUCUUUCUAGCUUUCCGUUUUAUGAGCUGUCCAGGAAUGGAACACUGUUUGUUUUUUAGAAACUUGCAGGACGCUUAAAUCCUUAGAAAGGACAUUUUGCAGGACUGGGUGAGAAGGAAGAAGUGUGGAGUUUUAAGUUCCUGUAAAGCAUUUCAUGAUUUUAAGAGAGCUUUUUUACUUGAGGUGGCUGAGAUGGAGGAGACAAGAAUUCUUCAUGUUAGGAAUCUGAUCUUGUUGCAGAAAUUCUCAGUCUUUGGGUGUUUGAAUAUAACAGGAGCGUUGUAGAAAUUCACAAUCUUUGUGUGUAUGAAUGUAACAGCAGUGCAACAGAGACUGAAGUAGCAUUCUUGGCUGUGAUGACACUGUCCUUGCGUGAGAAGUCGGACAUGCACUGAGAAUUCGUGGGUAUCUAAGUUUGUGCGUAAGCGUCUGCUGUGGAAUCCAGGCGGGAUCGGUGUGGGAAUGGGGAUCGGUGUGGGGAUGCGUCGGGAGGACAAAUGAUAAAGAGUUUGCUCUUAAAGGUAUAAACAUGUUUGGUGGUGAGUGGGAAUGCUGGUCUCCUGGAGGGCAGGAAUUCUUCGCCCUUGUUUGUGUGCCCGCUUCAAUAAAGAGCUUUUCUGGUAGACCUCA
Molecule: messenger RNA, 2372 nt
Organism: Varanus komodoensis (Komodo dragon)
Lineage: Eukaryota; Metazoa; Chordata; Lepidosauria; Squamata; Varanidae
Gene: GPR157
Product: G protein-coupled receptor 157
Exons: 5
Coding region: 485-1495 (336 amino acids)
Biological process (GO): cell surface receptor signaling pathway; adenylate cyclase-activating G protein-coupled receptor signaling pathway
Cellular component (GO): plasma membrane
Molecular function (GO): G protein-coupled receptor activity
Source: RefSeq, a predicted model, not a curated record